Drosophila ficusphila is the source of this 829-nucleotide messenger RNA. RefSeq names its product cuticle protein 16.5. The record is from RefSeq and is a predicted model, not a curated record. Lineage: Eukaryota; Metazoa; Arthropoda; Insecta; Diptera; Drosophilidae. Gene Ontology annotation, cellular component: RNA polymerase II transcription regulator complex. Gene Ontology annotation, molecular function: transcription coactivator activity. Gene Ontology annotation, biological process: positive regulation of transcription by RNA polymerase II.
CAGUCGCAGCCUCAAGCUCAUCCAGCAAAGUCGCUUCAAGCCCCCACAACAAACCACCAAUAAUCAAAAUGAAAUUCCUUGUUGCGUUCGCCCUGUUCGCCUGCGUGGCCGCCGAUGUGAGCCAUCUGAGCAACGAGUACCUGCCGCCCCUCCAGCAGUCGUACGCCGCCCCCUCGGUGAGCUACUCGGCCCCCGCCGUCCAGCAGUCGUACGCCGCCCCUGCCAUCCAGCAGAGCUACUCCGCCCCCAGCAACGAGUACCUGCCGCCCGUGCAGAGCUACUCCGCCCCCGUUGUCCAGAGGACCUACUCCGCUCCGGCUGUCCAGAGGACCUACUCCGCUCCCUCGGUCAGCUACUCUGCUCCCUCGGUCAGCUACUCGGCACCCUCAGUGAGCUACUCCGCCCCCGCUGUCCAGCAGAGCUAUGCUGCCCCCGCGGUCAGCUACUCCGCCCCCGCUGUCCAGCAGUCGUACUCCGCUCCCUCCGUCAGCUACUCCGCUCCCUCGGUUAGCUACUCCGCUCCCUCGGUCAGCUACUCCGCCCCCGCUGUCCAGCAGACGUACGCCGCCCCCUCCGUCAGCUACUCCGCCCCGUCGGUGAGCUACUCCGCCCCCUCCGUGGAUGUGGGCACCCAGUACGCCUCCAACGGAGGAUACGUCUACAGGAAGUAAGGAGGCAAGGAGCUCAGAGGCCUGCAACUGAAUCCGAAACAGUGUAAAUACAUGCAUACUGCCCCAGUUCACCAUCCCCCCUCCUUCUUUUUUUUGUGCACUGUAAACUAUUUUAACAACGAAAAGUAAAAUGCCAAUAAUCCGAAAAAAAAACAAAA